AUGUUUAACUACCAUAAAAACCUCCCGAGCUCUUCUCCAUCUGAAACUUUUGGCUUCUUUGAGCUGUCUUCAACAGCACCACAAGUUUUGAUGGCUGAUGUUCUAAGGCCAAGACCAGCUUCAUCUGUCCCUGUUUUCAGAGGUUCUAAAGUUGCCUUUAAUAUAGUCUAUAUCCAAGUGUUUAACAUGGUAAUAGAAACCAAUCCUGUGCAUGCCCUUGUUGCUUUCAUCUUCUUUGUACUUCUUGGUUUUCUCCAAAUCAGAUAUCCAGAAAAUCCCACCCCAUUUCAGCUUCAUCCAAAGACCAUGUGGCUUUCCAUUGCUAGCUUUCUUCUUUAUUGCUUAGCCUUCUUGGGUAGGCUCAAGUUUGGUAUUAGGGUUCAUCACUUUGACACCCUCGUGCACGUGUUUAGUUCGCUCUCGUUGAUUUCCUUGGUUCUGCUCUUGCUACCUGACAAAUGGGAAUCAUUAGGUUUCGUCUUGUACACAUUGUGCUUCAUUAUUCAUGUGAUCACCAUGUUCACAAGCCGUUUCAGAGAGAUGUGGGUGAAACUUCAACAAAUGAGGGGAGUGGCGCGUCCAGUUUUGCCAACCACUUCAAUGGAUUUGAAUCAACUGAAUUCAUAG
Messenger RNA from Sphenostylis stenocarpa, 627 nucleotides. NCBI's taxonomy places the organism in Eukaryota, Viridiplantae, Streptophyta, Magnoliopsida, Fabales, Fabaceae. The record is from the annotation of a GenBank genome assembly.